Molecule: messenger RNA, 6331 nt
Organism: Solenopsis invicta (red fire ant)
Lineage: Eukaryota; Metazoa; Arthropoda; Insecta; Hymenoptera; Formicidae
Product: endoplasmic reticulum metallopeptidase 1
Exons: 14
Coding region: 244-2892 (882 amino acids)
Biological process (GO): proteolysis
Molecular function (GO): metalloexopeptidase activity
Source: RefSeq, a predicted model, not a curated record
CGCCACGUCGUUCCCAUUUCUGUCGCGCGAACUAGAGGCGCGAAGAUCACGAAGACGGUCCGUGUUGUGCCAGUGCCCGAUGCGGUGCGACGCGCGCUGAACACUUUCCGAUGCGUCGCGCGAGACCGAGUCAUCUAACGCGGUGGUGGUGUUCCCCGUUGACGCAGUAGCCCGGCUCGUGGACUUCCACGGCGUGUCCGGUGAUCGUAAAGUGCCUUUUCUGUCAUUAGCCCGUUCGCUAAGAUGUUUCAGAAAGACGGAGUGAGACUGAGACAGCACACGACGAAAAGAACGUCGGCUGAGCUACCUUAUGAUAACAAGAUCUCUUCGAGGAAGCAAGAUGUACUGCCAAACGACACCCAGCAUCUCCUCUUCGUCUUCACGUAUUUUCUUUUCGUGUCCUUCAUUAUAAUCGUCCUGGAGAGAAAUCUGCCGAACCCGGUUACCAUCGAUACCGAGGGCCUGCACCCGGGUAGAUUCGUCGCCGAGCGAGCUCGCAAUCACAUCGUCAAUCUUACGUCAAUCGGGCCCCGUAUCGCCGGCAGCUACGAGAACGAGGUCUUAACUGUCAACUUUCUAACGACAACGAUCAACAAUGUGAUGAAAACGGCGCACGAGAAUCACAAGAUUCUUUUUAACAUUACGAAGCACAGCGGUGCGUUUCCGCUCAAGUUUCUCGACGGCAUGACUAAUGUUUACAGAAAUGUACAGAACGUUAUUGUCAAAGUUGGACCACACAGGCCUACGAUGCACAGCUUGCUGCUUAACUGUCAUUUUGAUUCGUUUUUGGAGAGCCCAGGUGGUUCCGACGACGGUGCUGGUUGCGCUGUAAUGCUAGAGAUUUUGCGGCUGAUAACCCAAAGCCCAAAAAUAUUGAAGCACAGUGUUAUUUUUUUAUUCAAUGGUGCAGAGGAAAAUCUAUUGCAGGCGUCUCAUGGCUUUAUAACGCAGCAUCCGUGGGGAAAAGAUAUAAGAACUUUUAUAAAUCUGGAAGCAUGUGGUGCAGGUGGUCGCGAAUUAUUGUUCCAAGCCGGGCCUCACAAUCCUUGGAUUCUUGAGAUUUACGCCAAAUCAGUUCCAUAUCCUUAUGCGUCAUCGUUGGCUCAGGAAAUAUUUGAGAGUGGUAUAGUACCUGGUGACACAGACUUUCGGAUAUUUAGAGACUUUGGAAAAGUUUCUGGUUUGGACUUUGCAUGGUCGAAAAAUGGUUACGUUUACCACACUAGAUUCGAUAAUGUUGAUCAGAUACCGUUGGGAGCUCUGCAAAGAACCGGCGAUAAUAUUCUCGCAUUGACCCAGGGAAUAAUAUUCGGAGACUAUUUAUCGGAUGCGGCAGAGACACAGGGUAGUCUCGUAUUUUUCGACUUCUUGGGCGCAUUCGUUAUCAGAUGGCCACAGUACAUUGCCAGUACAGUUAAUAUCGCCAGUAUAAUUAUAGCUGGAUACUCUAUCUAUUUGAAUAUGCAGAGUGCACGUAGAAAUAUUAAGAACUGGAUGUACAUGAGACAUGUGCUGAUGUGCGUUGGGGUGAUCAUGAUUUCGUGGUUGGCGUCUAUGUUUUCUUGUACUUUUAUCGCCCUGUUCCUCACCAAGCUGGGAAAAGUGAUGAGUUGGUAUGCAAGACCGGCGUGGCUGUUUUUCUUGUACGUUUGUCCAACUAUUUUUAUAUCGAUGAUCGUGUUCUUGCAAAUGGCAUCGAGGCAAAAAAAGGAAGUUGGUUCUGCAUGGAUUUUAUAUCACAUGUACUGCGAUGCGUAUUCUCUAAUGUGGAUGUGCAUUCUCUUCGUAUGCGUACUACUUAGAAUACGAUCAGGCUUCAUACCGCUCCAUUGGGUCUUAUUUCCGGCAGUUGGAAAUAUCGCGCGACACAGUUUCUUUAACAAAUGGAGAGACUGGAAGUGGCUUUGUUAUCAAUUGGGGUCGUUGAGUUUGUCUUACAUACAGUCAUUUUAUUUAUCGCUCGGUGCUCUCUAUCUCUUCAUCCCUAUAAUGGGACGAUCCGGUGGCAGUAUUAAUUCCGAAGUUGUAAUAGCUAACAUGCUGUCGAUCUUAUUCUGCCAACUGUUGUGCUUCACGUUGCCAAUAGUGCUCCUAAUAAAGAAUGCAGAACGAAUUAUAAGUGUACUUAUUGGAAUUUUCUUAAUCGCUAUUGCUGUGUUAAUUCUAACACCACUUGGAUUCCCUUACAGUGGUGAUCCAUUGUCGCCCGCUCCACAACGAUUUAUGAUCGCGCAUAGUCAACGCCAGUAUUACAGUGCAGAUGGUAAUGAAAGGUAUUCCGGUACGGGAUACUGGUUAGUGGAUUUAGAUAUGAAUAGUCCUCAGAGCAUAGAAUCAAUAGUACCUGAAGUAGACGCCGCGACGCCGACAGUCAAGGACUGCGAGAAUGAAUUAUACUGCGGUUUUCCAUAUUUAAUGCCGGUCACAACUUUCUUGUGGAAAACUACCUGGAUACCCGGACCCGCUCCGCUCAUAAGCAUUCCUACAAAUCUUGAAAUAAUUUCGAAGACUGCGAAACAGAACAUCGUUAAUUUCACUUUUAACGUUACAGGUCCCGACCAUAUAGGUAUAAUGUUAUCUCCGUACAAAGGUGUUCAUCUAGAAAAAUGGUCUAUACUCCCUGAAAAACCAUUGAAAGGUCCAAUGUGGAAUGAUAGGGAGACUUACUUUGUUUAUUACGCGUGUGCCUCAGACUGCGUGCCAUAUACAUUUUCUAUCGAACUGAAUGUGUCUGCGGUGCCGAAAGGACCAUGUUUAUCCAUCGCAUUAGCCGGACACUUUUUACACGGCGAACACCAAAGAUCUCUGAGAUUUAAGAAGUUUCUGACACAGUUCCCGUCGUGGACUGUCAUCGCUCCUUGGACGGCAUCGUACAAGUCGUGGGAGUUGUAACAAGAACAGAGUAGGACAAUUGAAACGGUAAACGUAAUUAGAAUAUAAGCAAUAUUGUCCUAAGGCGGAGAUCAUCUCCCGCAAAUUAAACGAAGCAGCCUAAUAAAACGGCACUAUGCUUUUGGCAUACGAAACCUAAUACCAUGGCGAUGUAAUAUCGCUUCAAUACUUAGACUUAGCCUUCGACACUUCCUAAAAUAUUACAACUUGAGAGAUAUCGAGAAAUGCGAUAGAGAAUGGAACGCGGAGAAAGACGUUUAUAUAUGAAUUUUUUACUUGCAUAUUAUCGUUAAUAGAGACGAUGUCGAAACUAGACUAAGAUGUUGAUUCAGAUUUAAAUCAUAUAAAGAGAUAUCUUAUCUAAAAAUCAUAGAGAUAAUAUAUGAAAUAUAUUUGCCUGAACGCUUUCAAAAAAGUGAUAACUACGAUUAUUUUUUCGUAGAAGCGUACGAUAAUAUUGCAUAUCAUAAGCUUUAGACUGAUUCCAUGCAUUAUCUUUCGAUUUUAUAAUUUUCACGAAGAACAAAUAUCGAUAAGAGAGAAUGUUUCGUCAUACAAAGUCUAAAACUUAAGUUAAACUUAUGAUAUAUAGAAACUGUGAUUGCAUGACGUACGUUCUCUUCAAAUUAGUACGCUUCAAAUUUACUGAUCGAAAUAUCAGUACUAGUUCAAAUUGUCAUCUCAAGCGAGAUGGCUACUAGAUCAAUAAUCGCAUGAUUAGUGCACACAUACAAAUACAUAUUAGUAUAUAUUGAACACAUUUUACAAAAGUUAUGCAAAUGCAGUUUAAAACAUUUGUGGACUAUUCUAUGCUUUAAUACCUUAAAGCUUGCAUAAAUGCAAGAGACCAUGAUUUAAUAGCCUGUUAUUCGGUACAAAGUGCAGAUUCGAUGCUGUCAUCUAUGAACACGCUCGCUACACGACAGUAUAAACAGACAGUAUAAUUAGACAGUAUAAAUGAUAGCAUGCACGCGAAUAGUAAUACUUUACAUUUACAUCGCGACAUAUUAGAUAUCGUGACGAACAAAAAUCGCUCGAGGUACAAGAUAAUCAAAUACGCGUUUUAAAGAAAAUUUAUAUUUCGAAUAGUAUAAUAGAAAAGAACGAAUUUCAAAUAUGCACAAAGACACGCACACACACAGGAUAUUUUAAUACGUUGCAUUCUAUUUUUAAGUUUGAACAUUUUAUUACACCUUGCAUGCAAUGAAUGAAUUUGAGUAGUCCCAAUAAAUAUCAGUAGGAGAAUUCGCUAUGUGCUCUCUAAAUCUGAAUCAAUGAAACCUUACUGCAAAUCUUAGUGAUGUGUAGUGUUAUACUUAUAACUGUGAUAAUCGGUGAUUAUUCACUGUUUCUCAGUGAUUCCAAUUAAGAAGAGGGUAUUCUCACUGAUCGAAAUCAGUUUAUUGUCACUGAAAAACAGUAUAUAUCACCGAUUGCUAUAGUUACAAGUACUCCACUGAAAUCAGAUUAUUCAUUGUCUCUCAGACUAAUACACUGAUUCGAUUUAAAGAGCGUUUUAUUCGUCGUCACAAUCUAUAAACCAUUCCUCUUUUUUCUAGUUUUAAGAAAAAAAAAUCAUUUUAAUAGCAUAUUAAAGAAAUUGACUAUUGUAGAUAUUCCUGAUACAAAUUAAUGAUUUUUAAUGGCUCACAUUCAAGUGCCAUUUCUUUUUUACUAUCUCUUUAUUGUAGCAAAAAAAAUCAAACCUUUUAAAUCCUCUACUUCUUCACUUUUCUCUCUGCAGCUUCCUUCUUUCUAAUUUCAAUAAAAAAUUUUUUCUUUCACCCACGUCAAAAAUAUUUUUGAUAAGUACAUAUCCGUUGAUGUAUGAAAUAUUUCUAUUUCGCGAUAACGCACCAACCGAUAUUUUGCAUGAAGGCAUCUAUCACGCAUGACACUUGAGAGUAACGUGUUAUUCCGAUUCUUCUAACAUGAUCUUAAGGUAGUUCCUCUUUACCAACUCUUUUACAAAUCGCAAUUGAUAUCAACUUUUUCCAACGAACAACCGAGCACCUUCGUUAUUAAGUGAACGUAAAAAGUUAUCUUGAACAAAAAUUGAUUAACAGAACGUAUAACGUCUAUUCAAAAAAAAUAGAAAAUAUCGCUUACGUAAUGGAGUUUUUUUCUACGAGUAUCCAUAGACAUAUCGCUAAUAACUUAAUAAACGCCUAUGUCGCAAGUUACUUCGCGUAACUUACCGAAUUGUUCACUUUACAAUGCUUGAAAAAAAAAUAGUGUAUGAAUAUAAUGCGAGAUCGAAAUCUUUUACGGGUAGAAAGUUAUAAGAGUAUUAGUAAUAAAUAGUACAACGUGAUCCGUUAUAAAAAUUAAUAGUUUUAUAUAUAAUAUAGUAGUGCAAAGAAAGGCAGUGGUCGAAUAUACAAUUUUAACGAAAAUUAAACAUUUUUCUAUUAUAAAGCGUAUUGGAAAAGUUUACGAAAGCUUAAGAUAUUUUUGUAUGCAGUUCAAGUUGUUUUUCUUAUUAUGUUUUUACGUUUAAUUUAUAUAAUUAUUAUCUAAUUAAUUGUUCAUAUUAGACUGGCUGUUUUAUCUAAUUAUUCGUUAAUUUGCUUGCAGCACAAGUGUUUUAACGUUAGCCAAUAAUAACGUUAAUCCCCAUUGCACAAAUUUACGAUCGCGAUUCUACUUAAUGCACAAAGUUAUAAAUGAUUACUUGAUCAUUUUUAGCAUCUCCGUCAUUUAUUACAGUCUGAAAAUAACCGAAUUACGACUCGCUUUGUUUUGUUCUCCUUUUUUAAUGUUUUCACAUUAUUUCUUUAUAAAAAUACUUUUAUAUGUUGUCCGUGGAUUUCUUAGACGUAUCGUGCUGCGGUAAUUGCUAUUGUGACGUUACCGUAACGCGAAAGAGACAUAGUGCGCUUGUUAACAGGGUCUUUAUUUUAUUGUUAGGAGUAAAACGAAGUUUCUUGCCUCGCUCUUCGAAACGGCGAACAGCGAGGAUUUUAGAUUGUACAAUCGCGUUUCCGAUGUGAAAAGGCGUUUUCUCUUUGCGUCCGUAUCCUGAGUCAUACAGACAUCUGUACUUCGGUAACUUCGUUUUACGCUGAGUACCGGCCAAAGGAAAAAGUAUCCAUCCAUUGCGUGACAAGUGUACAAUUGUAGCUGCCUAACAAUUCGUUUCCGUUAUACUGCGUGCAGGGCAGUACACUUUGGUGAUAAAAUGUACCAUGAAUGACCCGCGUAUCGCGGGAUUUAAUUCGCGGAAUUUAACGUUCGAUAAGAGGUGGUGCAUAUAUUGAUAGUGUAAUAUAUAUUGUUUUUUUUUCCUUCCCUGCCAAUUUAUUUAUACACAGGCGUAUGUUCCUGCUUGCGUUGUAUUAAAUUAACGAUAUACGUUUAUAUUGCGAUAUUGUUACUUGGCAGUUGUUGUUACAUGAUUAAGAGACUAUAUGAAAAAAGAAAUAAAAAAUUAACAUUA